Molecule: messenger RNA, 1699 nt
Organism: Echinops telfairi (small Madagascar hedgehog)
Lineage: Eukaryota; Metazoa; Chordata; Mammalia; Afrosoricida; Tenrecidae
Gene: CRYZL1
Product: crystallin zeta like 1
Exons: 14
Coding region: 87-1322 (411 amino acids)
Biological process (GO): microtubule-based process
Cellular component (GO): dynein complex
Molecular function (GO): oxidoreductase activity
Source: RefSeq, a predicted model, not a curated record
CGAAGGGGCGGGCUCUCUGAGCAAGGUCUCCUAGGUGGAGUGGCGGUGGCGAAGCUACAGGCCGUUGGGGCGGCUCGCAGGUCACUAUGAAAGGCUUAUAUUUUCAACAGAAUUCUACAAAUGAAGAAAUGACAUUUAUAUUUCAAGAAAGGGUGUUCUUCAACGGCGCCAACAUCCUCCAGGUGGAGGUGCCCACACUGACGGGAUCCUUUGGCAUCCUGGCAUCCCACGUGCCCACGCUGCAGGUCUACAGCCCGGCCUGGUGGUCGUCCGUGCGGAGGACGGCACCUCCACCAAGCCACGCUGUUCAGGUGCUGGAGACAUACAGCAUAGAGAAGGACAUUUCGGCCCACAUCAAGGUGGAGUGUGACAAGAAGUACAACCCCACUUGGCACUGCAUCGUGGCAGAAACGUUGCUUCUAGCAGAAAUGAAGAUGGAAAAAGAUUUUAUUCCUGUUGGGAGAGAAGUUGCUGGAACUGUGUUAGAUGUUGGACGCAAAGUCUCAUUCUUUCAACCAGAUGAUGAAGUAGUAGGAAUUUUACCCCUGGAUUCUGAAGACCCCGGGCUUUGCGAAGUCGUUCGAGUCCACGAGCAUUACUUGGUUCAUAAACCAGAAAAGGUUACGUGGGCAGAAGCGGCUGGAACCAUUCGGGAUGGACUACGAGCCUACACAGCUCUUCACUCCCUUUCUCAUCUGGCUCCUGAGAAAUCAGUGCUGAUCAUGGAUGGAGCAAGCGCUUUUGGGACAAUAGCUAUUCAGUUAGCACAGCACAGAGGAGCCAAGGUGAUUUCAACAGUAUGUGGCCUGGAAGACAAACAGUUCCUUGAAAGAAUUAGGCCUACUAUAGCCCGAGUGAUCGACAUAUCUAAUGGGAAAGUCCACGUUGCUGAAAGCUGUUUGGAAGAGACAGGUGGCCUAGGAGUUGAUAUUGUCCUAGAUGCUGGAGUGAGAUUGUACAGUAAAGAUGAUGAGCCUGCUUUAAAACCGCAACUACUGCCGCAUAAGCAUGAUAUCAUCGCACUUCUGGCUGUCGGAGGCCACUGGGUGACAAGAGAAGAAAGCCUUCAGUUGGACCCUCCAGACAGCCACUGCCUUUUCCUCAAGGGAGCAACUGUGUCUUUCCUUAACGAAGAAGUGUGGAAUCUGUCAAAUGUACAACAGGGGAAAUACCUUUGUAUCUUAAAAGAUGUGAUGGAGAAGCUAUCAACUGGUGUUUUUAGACCUCAGUUGGAUGAACCCAUUCCACUGUAUGAAGCCAAAGUUUCCAUGGAAGUUGUUCAAAAAAAUCAAGAAAGAAAAAAACAAGUUGUUCAGUUUUGAUUCUUCCUCAGACCUCAGUUGGAUGAACAGUACUUGAAGCCCAAGUUUCCUUGGAAAAAAAGAGAAGAUAAAAACAAGUUGUUUGUAAACAGGUUCUCCUGCUAAGGCAAGAUGCUCAGAUAUUUUGAAAAGUAGAUUACUGUGCAAAUGGUCAAGAUAAUUCUAUUACAUCUGAAGGGGAUACUCUGAAAACCUUUUUCUCUCUACAUUUUUCCUCUGCUGUAAAAUGCUAACCUGAAGAAAACCUGCUUUCAGCCAAAGCCACACUGCUCUAUCGCUAGCUGUUAUGUGCAGCUUGUUGCUGUCAAAACGUUAUUUUGUAUCAAUUCCAUUCUGAACAUCAUCCUUCCUUAACAAAUCUUCGCUGUCGUAAUUUA